Messenger RNA from Aspergillus saccharolyticus JOP 1030-1, 4254 nucleotides. RefSeq names its product GTPase-activating protein BUD2. Gene Ontology annotation, biological process: regulation of GTPase activity. The record is from RefSeq and is a predicted model, not a curated record. Lineage: Eukaryota; Fungi; Ascomycota; Eurotiomycetes; Eurotiales; Aspergillaceae. The transcript is spliced from 2 exons. The coding region runs from base 347 to 4135 and encodes 1262 amino acids.
GCUGUUACUUCCUCCAUUUGACCCAGAAACAGUCGAUCUGUAACCUCCUCAUCGCUUGUACUCCCAAACACGCCGGCCUCGACCGAAUGUGCGACUUCACAUCCUUUCCUCACCCCGGACUCCAUGCGUUCAGCUAGCGACCCAUUGGACGACAAAGGCCCUCAAUUGUUCGAGGACGGUUGCGCAGCGCACGUUGGGUGUCAACGUCCUGCAACGUAACAACCCCGCAUCAUCUCAUUGUCUCGUCGGUUUCUGUGUCUCGGCUCGCCUGUCUGCGUUUUCUGUAGCGACCCUCGUUUGAGCGCCGCCGCUGCCGGUUCCGUCGUGUGUGGUUGGAAAAAAUAAGAUGGAGCCGGAAAGUUCCAACGGGUUCAAACGGAAUUCCAUCCACGGAAUAUACAGUCGUCCAGUCGAACGGCGCCCGAGCAAGAAGUCUUCCUCCAAGGACCGGCAUGGGAUGGUCUAUCCGGAAAGUUUUAGAGAUACAGGUAUUCGUACAGUGACCCCGGACCCCGAGGCCGGGAACCAUUCUACUUCCUCAGAAGCGGAGCAUCAGGCAUCAAGUGCAGCCCCUUCCCCCCGUGCUGCCGCUCGGGCAAGAGCCUCCGAUCGUGAGGCCCGUCGCGAAUUCUACUCGCGCCAUUCGGCCGGCGACGAAGACGAGCAGCCACCACUGGAAGUGAAGGCACAGCGCGCACGGUCACGGACCACCACCCUGGAUGAUCAGCGCAGUGAAAUUACCAACAGCACUUUUUUCAGAUCCCGAAAUCGGUUGGGUUCUGUCAACACCGCAACCCCCCAACCCAGAACACCCGACGAUCCUACGACAUCGAUUGGGUUUCCAUCCAUACAGUCACCCACUUACUUUAGCCAUAGCCUUGGCCGGCAGCGGUCAAGCAAGCCCCCGGGAAGCUCGAACUUGGUGACGAGCGUAUCGGCCAAUCAAACGCCCUCCCCGCUUGCCAGCACCGAUGCUUCCAAGAUUCUGCAGCUCAUGAAAACAACUUGUGGAAGGAUGCACGGCAUUCUUUCGUUUCGGACUGCAUCUACAACCGCCUGGUCGUCGGGAUAUUGCGCCAUCAAUGUUGCCACGGGAAGCUUAAUAUACCAAGCUAAAGGAGAGCCCGCGUUGGCCAAGACGCUGAUUCCCGAUCUCCGUGGCUGUCAGGUUCGCACCCUAGUCGACCCUGAGACCCGCACCAGCUAUCUCAGCGUGUCGACUUUCACCUCUGGCUUGGGGGUGGAGUUGAAGCCUCAUGUGAGCGAAACAUUUGAUUCCUGGUUGGCAGCGCUGUUAUGCUGGCAGCCGAUCCGACCGAAAGGGGUUCAGAACAAGAUGACGAAACCACAAUCGGUGGUCAUUGGAGACCGUCGCUUGGUUGAUCGGAGGAGAAACUCUGAGAGCACUGUUCAGAAGGAAGCGGCAAUAAUCAAGGUUGGUAAAAUGCUUCUUUGGCAUCGGCCGAGCGUCUCUGGCGUUCGACCGUCAUCAGGGCGUCGUGUGUCCACGUACAGACAGCAAAGGGCACUUUCUGCGUCUUGGACACGAGUAAGCUGCACCUUGCAGGAAAAUGGCGCUUUCAAGCUUUACACGGAAUCAGACAUCACCCUGGUCACUUGCGUUCAAUUAUCACAACUCUCCCGCUGUGCGGUACAGCAGCUGCACUCAUCCGUCUUGGAAGAUGAAUUCUGCAUUGCAAUCUACCCGCAAUAUGCGGUACACUCUGCUUCGGGCUUGACGCGUCCAGUAUAUCUAGCUCUCGAAAGCCGCGUCCUCUUCGAAGUGUGGUUCGUUCUUCUUCGCGCGUUCACUAUUCCGGAGCUCUAUGGCCCUGAGACACCGGUAGAAGAAGAGUCUCCGAAGACUCCGGGAUCAAGCGAAUUCAGCGUCGCUUCAAUCGCGGAUAUGUUCCGGAUUGAGAGAGUCCUGGAUGUAAGAGUUACAGAAGCUAAGCUUUACCGCUGCAGAACCGCGGAAAAGACACCCCGCAGUCGAAAGCAGUCUCGGUCGCAUAGCAACUCGGCCCCGGCCUCUGCAGUGAGCGAUUACUACACCGAGGUUCUACUGGACGGCGAGAUUCGGGCCAAAUCCGCCGUCAAGUACCGUACAGCAAACCCUUUCUGGCGAGAAGAUUUCACCUUUAGUGAUCUUCCCCCUGUUCUCUCACAAGCAUCCAUUCUGGUGAAAACUAUCAACUCAACCCAGAAGGACUGGUCAUUGAUCUCGCAUGGCUCUUAUGCCUUGGGCCACGAUUCGAACCCUCUGCGCUCUUCAGAUGACGUAGAACUCACUUCCCAAGAUGCCACCUUCGGUAGAGUGGAUCUGAGACUGGACGAUUUGCAACCGGGUGUUGAAACCGAAAAAUGGUGGCCAAUCCUGGACGAUAAAGAUCAACCUGUGGGUGAAAUGCUCAUGAGGGCUCGGAUGGAAGAGACUGUUGUACUCAUGUCACAAGAAUACACACCAAUGUCCGAAUUGCUUCAUUCCUUCACCAAUGGCCUCACGAUAAAUAUGGCACAGGUCAUGUCAUCUGAACUCAACCAGCUAUCGGAGGCGCUAUUGAAUAUUUACCAAGUUUCAGGGACGACAGUCGAAUGGAUAUCCGCUCUAGUAGAGGACGAAAUCGACGGGGUGCACAAGGAGUCGACGGUAAGUCGACUACGCUACACAUCGAGGAUCCACUCCAACGACGCAAGAGACUCGGCUCAGGAUCGCGAAGUUCUCGUUAGAGACCUGGGCCGAACUGCGACUGUGGAGGCAAACCUUCUAUUUCGUGGUAAUUCACUCCUGACCAAGGCCCUUGAUUAUCAUAUGCGACGACUCGGAAAGGAAUAUUUAGAGGAGACGAUUGGAGAACGACUUCGCGAGAUUGACGAGACUGACCCAGACUGCGAAGUCGACCCUUCUCGUGUACAUCGUUCCGAUGAUCUCGACCGCAAUUGGAGAAAUUUGAUAGCUCUCAGCAAUGGUGUUUGGAAGUCGAUCGCAGCGUCGCCGUCUAGAUGUCCCGCCGAACUGAGACUCAUUUUUCGCCAUAUCCGGGCAUGCGCGGAGGACCGAUACGGUGACUUUCUUCGGACCGUCACGUACAGCAGUGUUUCCGGGUUCCUGUUCUUGCGGUUUUUCUGCCCGGCAAUCCUGAAUCCGAAGCUCUUUGGUUUGUUGAAAGAUCACCCGCGCCCUCGUGCUCAACGUACCCUGACCCUCAUUGCAAAGGCCUUACAGGGCUUAGCCAACAUGACAACUUUCGGUAGUAAAGAGCCUUGGAUGGAGCCGAUGAAUAAGUUCCUGAACACGAACCGGUCUGAUUUCAAACACUUUGUGGAUGCGAUUUGCGCCAUACCUGCUGAUCGUCCGGCCCCAAUCGUAACUCCCUCUUACGCCACACCCAUCCAGAUUCUGGGCCGCUUACCUCUAACUUCACGCGAGGGCUUUCCUAGUCUUCCCUUCCUAAUUGACCAUGCGCGAAGCUUUGCCAAUCUGAUUAGCAUCUGGCUGGAAUCGGCAUCUGAGAGAUUGAACGAAUUGGAGGAAGUCGAUUCCGCUGUGAGCAAGUUCCAUGAACUGGCGCUCCGGCUCCAUCAGCGAACGAAGGAUUGCAUGAGCCAGGCCGAGCAGGCUGAACGUCCAAGCGGAAGCCUAGAGGUCAAGUGGGAAGAAUUGAUCGAUUCAAUGGAGCGGUCCGCGACCUUUUAUGAAGACAGCUCCAAGCCGACAAGUCCAGCGACGGAAGCGGCCGUGGCGGGAUCUGCCUCAGUAACAGGUAGUCAUCGCAAUUCAAUCGGCUAUUUCACUUCACGGCCGUCCCUUCCGCGUCGGUCAACUGACCAUGCCCCGGAGGGUGAAGAAGACACGCCCCCUAGUUCCUCGUCCGCGACGUGGGACCAGACUCGGGUGCCCUUCACGAUUCCUCGGUGGGCGGAUCCGCGGGAUAGUACCGGCAGCUCAAAGAACUCCUCGACUUAUUCUCUCGAAUAUCAAGAGCCCUCCAGAUCCAGACGCUCCAGCAUCACAAGGGAAACUACAAGUAAAUAUCGUUUCUUUGACUUUGUUCCCGCCACGUCUCGGCGCAAGGCCAAAGACCGAGAUCAAACGCAACAGCAGUCCCGUGAAGAACAACGGAGCGAGACAUGAUUAUCCAGCUCAUGCUUGAGCUGAACAUGAGCGCCCCAACAUAUAUGACAUAUACGCGGACCAGGAUUGGCCCGACUGUUAUAUGAGCUUGGCGAUAAUUGCCUCGCAAAGCAAUGACA